This is a messenger RNA of Caenorhabditis angaria, 974 nucleotides long. Lineage: Eukaryota; Metazoa; Nematoda; Chromadorea; Rhabditida; Rhabditidae. The record is from the annotation of a GenBank genome assembly.
AUGAAUGUUCACGUAAGUUACACGGGUUGGAACCAUAAAAAUUGCCAUUUUUGGGUGGUCCAAAAAUCGAAUUUUUUUCAUUUUGAACACUAUAUGAAAUCUUCCCUUUAACCAAGUUCUCAAAUAAAUUCGUUCAGAAAAAACCAUCAAAAACAAAUGCCAUAGAGGAAUACGAGAAAUUGGAAAAUGUGGAUGUUGAAGAGAGACCUAUUGAAAUACGCACGCGCAAUUCUAAUGUAAUGAAUAGAUAUCCAGAAAUGGUCGAUGUAGGUUUUUUCAAAAUACAUUUUUCUCAAAAGUCAUUUUUUCAUUUCGAUUUAAUUUAACAAUUUUAUUCACCCCUAGUUGAGCGUGUAAAAAUGAUUUUUUUUUCAAUUCCUGAUUAUCUGGGUCACGUGAAAUCCUGAUAAAUAUAUAAUUAUCAAAAGUGCCUCUUUUCUUAUCUACGCGCGUGGUGUAGUCGGGGAGAGCUCUGUCUUCUAUUCAACCCGCAUAAUUUUGUGGGUUCGAGUCCCACUGCCCGCUGUUUUGUCCCUAGAUAUAUCUUGACAUAACUAUUGUCAUUCCGAAAAAAAAAGAACCCCCGUUUAAAUUGGCGCUCACGUACAGUAGACUAAAAAUGACGUGACACAUGCACAUCAAACUGGUUGGCAAAUAGCCAACGUGUAAAUUUCGCAUUUUAUUUUUCAAAUAGACUCCAAAAUUUUGCGAAGUCUACUGUAGUCUUGGUUUCCUAGGCCAUUUCGGUUCUCUUCCAACGGUCUUUUUUUUUCGGAACGACAAUACAAAAUCUAUACAUUUUGAAGCAAUAUUUGUUCUUGAAAUUCACUCCAAAAAAUAUAUAAACAUUUGGACCAACCGCUAAAAAUGAAUAUUUUUCAAUUUUUCAGUAUGCAUAUAUUCAACUGGAUAUCAAUGAUUCCCCAAUAGAGAAAAAGAAGAAGAAGAAAAAACAAAAAGAAGAAUGGGUAUAA